This is a messenger RNA of Humulus lupulus (European hop), 1582 nucleotides long. RefSeq lists its product as uncharacterized. Gene Ontology annotation, biological process: cytoplasmic translational initiation. NCBI's taxonomy places the organism in Eukaryota, Viridiplantae, Streptophyta, Magnoliopsida, Rosales, Cannabaceae. The record is from RefSeq and is a predicted model, not a curated record. Gene Ontology annotation, molecular function: translation initiation factor activity. Bases 102 to 1334 code for a protein of 410 amino acids. Gene Ontology annotation, cellular component: cytoplasm; eukaryotic translation initiation factor 3 complex. The transcript has 10 exons.
GAGGCCCACUAGACACAAUAGAUUAAAUUCUUAUUAGGGUUUUCCUUCUCUUUUCCUUUUCCUCUCUGCGUUCUGUCGUGCAGUUGCGGAGAGCUUCAACAAUGACGACUGUGGUUCCUACCUCCGAAGAAGAUCUCAACAUCACCGUCGUCCGAUUCACUUCCGAGCUCGCCUGGGCCGACGCCGGUCCUGAGGUUGUUGAGCCCCAAGUGACUAGACUAUGUCUUGAAGCACAAGAAUGUGUGGCAAUGGGCAGGUGGUUCGAUUUGGUCUCACUGAUGCUCACUUCAGCUGAAGUUAUAUUUACAAAAGUUUCUGAGAAAGAUCUUGAGUGCAUCUUCACUGUUAUUUGCAACAUUGUUACGAAGGCACAAAGCCCAGAUGAAGCACUUGAGAUGGCUAAACUUAUUUCUGGAAAGAUUACUCAACAUCCAAAUGACAAGUCUGCAUUGCGUUUAAAGAUUUUGUUCAAUCUGUACAAUCUACUGGAGAACCCAUACAGCCAAUACUAUGUUUACAUGAAGGCCCUUAACCUUGCAAUUGAUGGAAAGGUCACUGAAAAUGUUGUGCCUUCAUUUAAAAAGAUAGAUAGUUUCUUAAAAGAAUGGAAUGUUGGGAUUGUGGAUGAAAGGAAACUUUUUCUUGCCAUCUCAAAUGUUUUAAAGGAAAACAAAAGCUCAGCCAAAGAUACUUUUAAAUUCCUGACCAAGUACUUGGAAACGUUCUCUGCUGAAGAUUCAUAUACUCUGAGUGAAGCCAAGGAGGAAGCUGUUCAAACAAUUGCUGAAUUUGUGAAGGCACCAGACAUGUUUCAGUGUGAUUUGCUAGACAUGCCUGCUGUUGCACAAUUGGAGAAGGAUGCUAAAUAUGCCUUGGUAUAUCAGCUCCUGAAGAUCUUUCUCACUCAGAGGUUGGAUGCUUACUUGGAAUUUCAAGCUGCAAAUUCUACUUUGCUGAAAAGUUAUGGUCUUGUCCACGAAGACUGUAUAACUAAAAUGAGGCUGAUAUCAUUGGUGGAUCUUGGCUCUGAUGAAAGCGGCCAAAUUCCAUACAGUCUCAUAAAAGACACCCUUCGGAUUAAUGAAGACGAGGUGGAAUUGUGGGUGGUCAAGGCAAUAGCGGCUAAAUUAAUGGACUGUAAAAUGGAUCAGAUGAAUCAAGUAGUUAUCGUGAGUCGUUGCACUGAUCGCAUUUUUGGUCAACAUCAGUGGCAAACACUUAAAACAAAGCUAGCAACUUGGAGGGGUAAUGUGGCCAAUGUUAUCAGCACUAUUCAGGCCAACAAGCCCACGGAAGAUGUUGCGCAGGCAACACAAGGGUUGAUGAUUCGUUGAGAGUUUUUCUUCUUCUUCAUAUUCUCCUGUUAUUUUUAGACCACCAUCGUUAUCUAGAUAUAGGUGAGAGACUGAUUGAUAGCUGUGCUACAAUUUAUUGUCUUCAUGUGUUUCAUUCAGCUUGAACACAAUCCAAAUGUAUUGGCAAUUUUGACAGGAUUUCUUAAUCGACUUUUGAUUUGUAUUUGUUACAUCCUUCAAACUUGCCACUUGAUUCAUGGGUGAAUGAUAUGAUUAUUACAUGACAA